AUGAGCGACGACGAGUACACCGACGACGACUCCGCCUCGGAUGCCCCCAACGACGAUGGGCUCGACGGCAAGACCCUCUACGAGGUCCUCGGCGUCGCCAAGGAGGCCACCCCGACCGAGAUUAAGAAGGCGUACCACCGCAUGGCGCUCAAGCUUCACCCCGACAAGAACCCCGACGACCCCGACGCCGCGAAGCGGUUUCAGACCCUUCAGAAGGUCUACGGCGUCCUCGGCGACACGGACAAGCGCAAGGUGUACGACGAGACCGGGCGCAUCGACGACGCCGAGCUCAGCGGUGACAAGUUCGACUCCCUCUACGAGUACUACCGGGGCGUCUACAGGAAAGUCACCGAGGAGGACGUGGACGCCUUCCACGAUUCGUACCGCGGCGGCGACGAGGAACGUCGCGACGUCGUCGAGGCGUACGUCAAGUUCGCAGGGGACAUGGCCAAGGUGUUCAUGUGGGUGAUGUGCAGCGAGGAGUCGUUGGACUCGCACAGGUUCGCGGACAUCGUCGAAGCCGCCGUCGCCGAUCGAGUCGCGCCAAAGUUUAACGCGUUCCAAACGUGGGUGAAGGCGAUUCGGAAGAAGCCCGCGCCCAAGGAUCCGCUCAAGAAGCGGUCGGGGAGGAAGCUGCCCAAAAGCGGUGGGAAGGCCAAAAGCGGGGGUGCGGGCGGCGACGGUGACGGCGACGGUGACGGCGGGAACCUGAUGGCUCUGAUCCGGGCCAGGGGAGCGUCAAGGGCUGCGGCGGCGGACGACCUCUUCGCGAGGCUCGAGGCCAAGUACGGGCACGACGACGGAAAGAGGAAGAAGAAGGGGGGGGGCAAGGUAUCCGGCGCGACCGGGGUGAAGAACGCCGGCGUCGCGAAGAAGAGGGGAGGAAAGUGA
Micromonas commoda is the source of this 891-nucleotide messenger RNA. RefSeq lists its product with no specific name. Lineage: Eukaryota; Viridiplantae; Chlorophyta; Mamiellophyceae; Mamiellales; Mamiellaceae. The record is from RefSeq and is a predicted model, not a curated record. The transcript has a single exon. The coding region runs from base 1 to 891 and encodes 296 amino acids.